CGCCUUUCCUAGUCCUGAGCCUGCAAAGAGCAAAGGGCAGGAGCUGCAAACAGCUGUUGGAGAAGCGGCGUUUUUGGAGGGAGCCAGGAAACCCUGCAAAGCACAGGUUUAGUUCGUGUACUGAUUGGUUGCAUUUCUUGGGCUUGAAUGCAGGGGCCUCUGCACAGGGCUCUUUCGAAGGGUCUUGGGACACGUUUUUGGGGGUCCAGGGGGGCUUCCGGCCUCUGCAGCGGAGCCAUGCGCCUAGUUCAGUUCCGCACCGAAGGGCCAGCGUCGGAGCCCCGGAUCGGCCUGGAGGUGAAGGACGGAGGGGACGUCCUGGACCUCAACAGCUUGGACCCUUCUCUGCCCAAGUCCAUGCGGGGCUUUUUGGAGGCUGGAGAGACCGCACUCCAAGUGGCCAAGAGAGCACAGGCAUCUGAUCAACGUGCCAUUCCCCGUUCCCAAGUGACCCUUUUGGCCCCCAUUACGAACCCUGACAAAGUGAUUUGUGUGGGGAUGAACUACGUGGACCAUUGUCUGGAGCAAAAUGUGAAGAUCCCUAAAGAACCCAUCAUUUUCAGUAAAUUCUCCAGCUCCAUCGUGGGGCCCUACGAUCCCAUCAUCCACCCUGCGGAGAGCAAUGAAGUCGACUGGGAAGUGGAGCUUGCUUUCGUCAUUGGCAAGAAAGGCAAACACAUCCAGGAGGCAGAUGCCAUGUCCCAUGUGGCUGGUUAUACCGUCGCCCACGAUGUCAGCGCCAGGGACUGGCAAAUGAAGAGGAAUGGCAAGCAGUGGCUUUUGGGGAAAACCUUUGAUACCUUUUGCCCGCUGGGUCCGGCUCUGGUCACCAAGGAUGCCGUGUCAGAUCCUCACAACCUAGGGAUCCGCUGCCGAGUGAAUGGAGAGCUGGUCCAGAACAGCAGCACCAAGCAGAUGAUCUUCAAAACGGAAGCGCUGGUCGCUUGGGUUUCCCAGUUUGUCACUUUAUACCCAGGAGACGUCUUCCUCACUGGGACUCCGCCCGGGGUUGGGGUCUUCCGGAAACCCCCCGUCUUCCUCAAGAAAGGGGACGAAGUGGAGUGCGAAAUCGAUGAACUGGGAACCAUCCGAAACAAAGUGGUGUGAAGCCUGGGUGCCUUCGCUGAAUCCCAUCACUGAUUAAAACAAGAUUUAGAUUGAUAUUGUGACUUUGGGCAUUCCUCCUUAGCAAGAAACUACUGGUAGGUUCCUGCACGGUUCAAUGGGAAAAAAGUAAACAAAGACCCCAAAGAUGCAUCUUUUAUAGAUUGCGUAUCAUCUGUGCCUUUGGAUAAACAUUAAUGGGGUCAUCACUCCAGGAAAGUACUUCCACCCAGAUUGUUAAAUCAGAAUAAAAUGAGCUAUUAAAACCACACUGAAAUCAAA
Molecule: messenger RNA, 1386 nt
Organism: Anolis sagrei ordinatus
Lineage: Eukaryota; Metazoa; Chordata; Lepidosauria; Squamata; Anolidae
Product: oxaloacetate tautomerase fahd2, mitochondrial
Molecular function (GO): catalytic activity
Source: RefSeq, a predicted model, not a curated record